AUGAAAAAAAUAAGAGACCAUUUGCUUCAUCCUAUUCCUGUCUUAGUUGGUGGACCUGGAACUGGUAAAAGUCGGAUACUCCAAGAACUUCCUGCAUUGCUGCAUAAUCAUGCUCAACAAUAUUCAGAUGAUAAUGAACUGAAGAAUGCAAUUUGUGAAAAUAAAAUGUUUGCCAUUAAUGUCACAUUCGGUAAUGGUAGUAAUGUUGAUAUUAGAGAUACUGAAAUUGGAGGCCAAGCAUCAGUUGGGUUACGCAUACUUUAUGAGCAUUUUAUCUAUGGAAUUGUAGUUUUUGGUAUUGAUGAAUUGAAUGCAUUACAUCAAGCAGAUCAAAGUCCUGAGAAGAUUUUAGUUCGUUCAAUUGUAAGGGCUGUUGGUGGAUUAAGUUGUAGCAGCAUGGAAAGAUUUUAUGUACCUAUCUUGUCUGGAACAAUACAAGGACCUCUUGAAACUUUUGUUAGAGAGUCAACAUAUCUUUUUUUACAUUUACCACUCCGUCUUCUUAACAAUGAUGAAAUGUUUGAAAUUGGUGUGAAGAUUGCAGAAUUUGAACCACUUAUGACAAAAUACAUAUCAAAUAACACCUUUUCACGUUGCAUUAGUGACAUUGGUGUUUUUGGUAUUGAUGAAUUGAAUGCAUUACAUCAAGCAGAUCAAAGUCCUGAGAAGAUUUUAGUUCGUUCAAUUGUAAGGGCUGUUGGUGGAUUAAGUUGUAGCAGCAUGGAAAGAUUUUAUGUACCUAUCUUGUCUGGAACAAUACAAGGACCUCUUGAAACUUUUGUUAGAGAGUCAACAUAUCUUUUUUUACAUUUACCACUCCGUCUUCUUAACAAUGAUGAAAUGUUUGAAAUUGGUGUGAAGAUUGCAGAAUUUGAACCACUUAUGACAAAAUACAUAUCAAAUAACACCUUUUCACGUUGCAUUAGUGACAUUGGUGGUCAGGUUCGAGCUCUUGAAAUUUUCUAUGAAAAAUUAUUGAAUAAAUUAAAGCAACCAUCCUAUGUAGAUUAUGUAGAGGUAUUUCAUGAAGUUAAAUCAGAACUCUUAUCACGAUACCCAUUUCAGGAUUUUGCAGUAGAUGCAACCCCAAUGAUGGCACAUGCUAUUCUUAAUAUUCCAGUAGAAAGCACUGAUGUAAUUAACAUUGGAAAAUCCCAAAUAACUUAUCUUGAUCUUGCAUCAUUGGGUAUUUUGAAUUUGGAGAAAACUACUGGAAACAAAUUUUAUAUAUGCAUGCCAUAUUUGUGGGUAUGGAUAUUGACAUCACUCAAUAGUACAUGCAGAUUCUGGAAAGUCAUGAUACAACAGAAUUCACAUGUCUUCUGGGAAACUUUUGAGGAAUUUAAUGCACAGUUUUGGGCUCUGCGUCUCUGUCUUUUUUCAGUACUGAACAAAAAAAUUACAUUAAAAGAUUUGUUUGGAGGUGCAAAUAAUGUUGGUGAUAUUUCAGAAACUGUCAUUGACCUUGUUGAUCAAUCUACAGUGAACAUACAGUCACUGGAUUACCGAUAUCCUGGUCCUAAAGAUACAGAUCUGCAUAAAAAUUUUGGAACUGUAUAUUGGAAUGGUGAUGGAGCAGAAUGGGAUGUAUUCUUCUUCUUGAAAUCUUGGAUUAUUAUUACUCAAGCCAAAUCUUCAGAUCCUACAGCAAAACAACCUCAAACUGUAAAUAGAAAGAUGUUGGAUAAAGAGUAUGAUAAAUAUUUAGAAGGGAUAAAAAAAAUGAACAAUUUAAUUGGAAAAAAUUCUUCCAUUACAAACUCAGCCUUACUUUUAUCUACAAAUGGUAGAAGCACAUCAAAUCUUUUAUCACAACCAGUAGAGCAUAAUAACUAUUUUGUGGUGAACUGUAAUAAUUUCAGAGAUUUUUAUGGAUACACAUUUGCUAGUCGAGCUGAAUUUGCUGCAGCUAAUGACCAAAUAGAUAUUAAUAGUGCCCAAGAAUUUGAAAUUAGAACAAUCCGGGGCAUAGGAGCAGAAAUUGCAAAAAUGAUCUGUAAGAAAAGAAAAGAGAGACCAUUUGAUGAUAUAGAAGACUUACUUUCCCGUGUACCCAUAAAAGGGCGAGCAGCUUUAAAAAAAAAUAAAAAUAGGAAAAGUGAUUAA
Entrophospora sp. SA101 is the source of this 2106-nucleotide messenger RNA. NCBI's taxonomy places the organism in Eukaryota, Fungi, Glomeromycota, Glomeromycetes, Entrophosporales, Entrophosporaceae. The record is from the annotation of a GenBank genome assembly.